ACGCGCACGCGCGUUCCGCGCGUUCAACCGGUUACACAGGUCUCCUUUCCGACCAGUGUUGUUUUUUGGAAAUCCCACUGCAUGUCGGGAAAGGAUAAAGGAGCGGAGGUUUACUUCAACAUUUUGUCGGAGGCAAUCAAGGAGGUCGGUGAGAAAGUUGUCGUCGGUGUCAUCAUGGACAAUGCGGCUGUGUGUGCAAGAGCGGGCAGGCUAGUGGAGGACACAUUUCCCACCAUCUUUCAUGUACCAUGCGCAGCGCAUUGCCUGGACCUCAUGUUGCACGACAUUGGGCGGACAGAUUGGGUGAAGGAGGUUGUGGGAAAGGGCAAUGACUUGGUGAAGUUCUUCAUGAACCACCAACGCGUACGUGACAUCUUCUACGUGCACUCCAGCAGGAGGCAGCUGUUGCGACCUGCUGCAACACGGUUCGCUACAAAUUUUCAUAUGCUCGACGGCUUAAAAAAGCAACGCAAUGCACUGGUUGUCACUGUCAGUCAUGAUGCUCGCUGGAAGCCGACCGUGGUACCUCAUGCGCAGCGUGACACAUUCUACGAGAUGGAGGAGAUCGUCCUUGAUGGAGCGGGCUUUUGGGAGGGCGUCAACAAAGUCAUCUCCGCUGUUUAUGACAUUGUCCUGCUGCUGAAGGUUGUGGAUGGCACUGGACCCACUGUCGGCAAAGUGUAUGCGAAGAUGGAUAAGGCGGUGGAAAGAUUGCGGGCCAAUUCAAAAUUGAAAAAGGAUGAGCAGGAGGACAUCGAGGAAAUGGUCUUGCGCCGAUGGAAUGCCAUGACCACACCGCUGCAUUGUGCAGCAUUAUUCUUGGAUCCGGAGUACCGCUCGUACAAGCCACAAAACGACCCGGAGAUCCAAGACGACUUCUACACGUGGUUGUAUACGUGGUGGAAUAUGUACCUGCUUGACACCUUGCAGCAGAUGCCCGAGAUGGGCCACAAUGUGAUUGACUGGGAUGACCCACCAACCGAGGAAGAGCAGAAGGAGCAAGCUGGGCGGGCAAAGUUCGCUGAACGCAGAUUGAAGCCGAUCGAGUCGACUGGGGAGGAUGCUGCUCCACCUGCUGAUGAAGGGGGUGAAGAAGGUGGUGAUGAGGUUGAUGAUCAUCGCCGUGAGCCAUGCGAAUUGAAUGUCAUUUAGAAUGGGCAAGAGGAGGACUGGAGAGGACUAACGAAGGCAGGCAUGUAUAUGGCCUCACGUUCGCAGAGACAAGUGCGCAAGAAGGCACGGUCCUUGGGAACAGCGGAGCAUGUGCGCAAGCAUAUGAAGG
Molecule: messenger RNA, 1282 nt
Organism: Chara braunii
Lineage: Eukaryota; Viridiplantae; Streptophyta; Charophyceae; Charales; Characeae
Source: the annotation of a GenBank genome assembly